Molecule: messenger RNA, 1352 nt
Organism: Ruditapes philippinarum (Manila clam)
Lineage: Eukaryota; Metazoa; Mollusca; Bivalvia; Venerida; Veneridae
Product: palmitoyl-protein thioesterase 1-like
Exons: 10
Coding region: 54-959 (301 amino acids)
Biological process (GO): protein depalmitoylation; receptor-mediated endocytosis
Cellular component (GO): lysosome
Molecular function (GO): palmitoyl-(protein) hydrolase activity
Source: RefSeq, a predicted model, not a curated record
UUAAGAAAUAUAGAAACUACUGUUGCUCCCAGAUUUAGUCAUAUGACAUCAAAAUGGCUGCAAACAUGAAACUUCUUGCUGCGGUACUUUUGGUUUGUUUUGCAGAUUUUACAUCUGUUUCAAGUAGUCCAGUGCCCGUUGUAAUAUGGCAUGGCAUGGGAGAUAGUUGCUGUAACCCUCUUAGUAUGGGCUCCAUUAAAAAACUGAUAGAGAAAAAUAUCCACGAUGUUUAUGUGAGAUCAUUAGAGAUUGGGUCCAGUAUUGAAGAGGAUACAUUGAAUGGAUUCUUCAUGAAUGUCAAUGAUCAGAUCAACAUGGUGUGCCAGAAACUUGCUACUGAUAAGAAACUUCAAUCAGGAUACAAUGCAAUAGGAUUUUCUCAAGGAGGACAAUUCUUGAGAGCUAUUGCUCAAAGAUGUCCAAGCCCUCCAAUGCUGAACCUGAUCUCAGUCGGUGGACAACAUCAAGGUGUAUUUGGCUUCCCUCAUUGUCCUGGAGAUAAUGAGACCUUGUGUGAAUAUGUCAGGAAGCUGCUUAACUUUGGAGCUUACAAUGAUGAAAUCCAGAGCAGACUAGUUCAGGCAGAAUACUGGCAUGAUCCCCUCAAUGAGAAUGAGUACAAAGCAAAGAGUGUGUUCCUGGCUGACAUCAACCAAGAAACAACUGUGAACCAGACCUACAAGACUAACCUACAAAAGUUGAAGAAUCUUGUACUUGUGAAGUUUCUUCAAGACACCAUGGUAGAGCCCAGGGAGAGUGAAUGGUUUGGGUAUUAUAAACCAGGACAGGACAAAGACCUGUAUACAAUGUUUGAAAGCCCUCUCUACACUGAGGACAAGCUUGGUUUGAAGACGCUCAAUGCCACGGGAAGGCUUCACUUCCUGAGCUCCGACUCGGACCAUCUGCAGUUCACAGAGCAAUGGUUCAUUGAUAACAUACUCAACAAGUUUCUGAAGUAGUGUGCAUACAAAAAUAACAAUUUCAGAUAUAUCUUUUUCCCUUGAAAUUGACUAUUUUAGGACAUAUGUCUGCUCAAAAAAAAUCGAAGCACUAAUUAAUGUCUUAUGUACAUGUAUAUAUAAAAAUUAUGACAAAGAAAUACUUUUAUAACUGUUAAUUUAUUUUCAUUUGAUUAUCCUAUUUGAAUACACCUUUACAAGGAUAUUCUCUUGUCUGAUUCCCAUUUAUUGUCUUCUUUGUUUUGUAUAUUUUGUGUAAUCAUGGCCAUGUGAUGUAAUAUUUUAUGAAAAAAUUGUUUUGUAUAUUUAUUAAAAUUUGCAUGACAAUGUAUUACGUAUAAGUCUGAAAUAAUUUGUUUGUUCUCUUGAGUGUAACAUUAUUGUAAUAUUUAC